CACGCUCGGAUAGCCUUUGUGUCCAGGAAUAUUACAAAGUCAUUUUGAUAAGGCUGUCGAUUAUUGGAACACUUGAAUCCAUCUUUGAGAAACCCUAUAAGAAGUUCGAGCCAAUCGGAAAAAUUUAGUCCAUCACCGUUACUUCGAGCACGAUGUGGUUUUUGACGGGCUUAACUUUGGUCAUACUUCAGCUGAACAAGGCGUUUUGCUACUACAAUGAAGCCAGCUGCGUGAAUGCGGGUGGCUAUUGCAUUCCGACCUCGUCACCAUGUCCUGGAAAUAAGUUCGUCUCGGGACGAUGUCCCACUCAACCCGGCAACAUCAAAUGUUGCACUUCCAUCCCUUAUGAUGAACGGCAAUGCACAUCCGAAGGUGGUCACUGUUUAAACCAAGGGGAUUGCUCAGGAGGGCGGCAACUGUCCGGAAAAUGUCCCAGGCAACCGGCUGGUGUAAAGUGCUGCAUAAAAUCAACGGCCACCACACCUCCCGGCUCAACGGGAAGCGGCAGUUGCGGCAGUCUCGGGGGAGUGUGUCAGAGUUACACCACGUGUUCAUCGGUCAGCGUGAGUGGGAAAUGUCCCGGAAAUUCGGCCAUGAGGUGCUGCUUGAAGAAUGUUCGGGCUUCAGUGGUCCAAAAGCAUGUCAGUGACGAGGAGGGUGGAAUCUACUUGACUGGAUACAUUCCGACCCCUGGAUCGGGCGUUACCAUUGCAUCUGGAGUUGAUUUGGGACAACAAGGACAGAGAGAGUUGACCACUCGUCAAGUUCCAACCAAUAUCAUUCAGAAAUUGAGUCCCUAUUUGGGCUUGAACACCCAACAAAAAGUGGCCAGGGCUGGUUUGUCCGCGGCCAAUCUGAACCUUUCGUUGAAUGAGGCCCUGUCUUUGGACCAGGCCUUCUUGAACAAAUUGCUAUCCCGGAUUCAACCCUAUUCCUCCCGGUUGAGUGACAAAGGUCAGGCUGUUCUAGCCUCUUUGUACCAUUGGUGUGGCACAGCGAUCUUGAACAAUCCGGACCAGAAGUGCUAUGUGCGCGGAUGUCCCAAUUAUAUAAAGAAUGCUUUGGGCAACAGAAUCGGACGCGAUGCAGACCUCAAAAGCGCCUUGCAAGGGCUUAAAUCGUGCAUGAUUUCGAAAGGAAUGCGCAGUUGGAAAGUGAACCGGAUUAACAAUGAAAUCAAGUUCUUGUGAACCGAAUUGCCUAUUCAGAUCUGAUAGUCUGAAUGAAAUACACACCUGAAGCAUUGGUUGCUAUGACACCAA
This is a messenger RNA of Tigriopus californicus, 1262 nucleotides long. RefSeq lists its product as uncharacterized. NCBI's taxonomy places the organism in Eukaryota, Metazoa, Arthropoda, Copepoda, Harpacticoida, Harpacticidae. The record is from RefSeq and is a predicted model, not a curated record. The coding region runs from base 153 to 1190 and encodes 345 amino acids. The transcript is spliced from 4 exons. Gene Ontology annotation, molecular function: lysozyme activity.